Aegilops tauschii subsp. strangulata is the source of this 3138-nucleotide messenger RNA. RefSeq lists its product as uncharacterized. Lineage: Eukaryota; Viridiplantae; Streptophyta; Magnoliopsida; Poales; Poaceae. Gene Ontology annotation, molecular function: protein kinase activity; ATP binding. The record is from RefSeq and is a predicted model, not a curated record. Gene Ontology annotation, biological process: protein phosphorylation.
AAUGGGUGUAAAUAUGUGGCUACAAGGCUCAUAAUCCUCUUGCACCAAGUGGCGAGAGGUCGAAUAUGCGCCACCGCUUGCUCCUCCUGCUCGUCUUCUUGCUUCCCCAUGAAACCCUCUCCGGCACAACGGCCGCCGCCUCGUGUAACCGCUGGUGCGGCGGCACCAAGGUCCCCUACCCCUUCGGCUUCUCCGACGGCUGCCCCAUCGCCCUGUCCUGCGACGCCAACACCUCCACGCCGAUCCUCCCAUACAGAGGCGACAACGGCACAUCCCCGUACCAUGUCGUGUUCUUCAACUCCACCGCAUCCUCCUUCGUCGUCUCUCUCCCGCCGUCGUGCGCACGCAGCGUCUCCGACGUCAGGAAGGCGCUCUCCGGCCGCAGCUACGACGUCUCUUUCCGCACCGUUCUGAUCCUCCGUGGUGGCUGCCGCGGCAGCAGCGACGCAGCGGCCGGCGCCGGGUGUAGCGUGCCGGCGUCUGCCGUGUCCAGGCUGCUCCGAACGGCGCAGUGCGGCAGGAACGACACCUCCACCGAGGUCGCGUGCGUUGCUUCUGCUGCGCCGAACGCCACGGUGGCGAGGGCGGUGUCUCUGUUCUGGGAGAAGGUCGAGGAGCAAAAGUGUGACGACGUGCUGACCUCCGCUGUAUUCAUGAACACGGCGGAGGGGACGGUGUCGCCGGAGUUUAAGACGGCGGAGUUGGGGUGGUGGGUCAAUGGCACGUGUGCCGGCGGUGAGGCUGGCGGCCAGUGCGUCCCACAGACCGCGACGUGCUCCGACGUAGAGACACCGAGCGGCGUGAGCGGGUACCGAUGCGCGUGCAUGGCGGGGUCCUACGGCGACGGGUACGCGGCUGGAGAUGGAUGCAACGUCGAUCCAACAUGGGCAAAGUUGAUCGUCGGGGCCGCGUUGGUAACAUGGGCUUUGGUCGUGCUCAUACUUGCUCUCUGCAUAAUUUCUUGUAUCUGUCUCUGCCUUUGCUGUCACCGUCGAAGGCGCAGUAACACGAAGAAAACCAAACAAUCGUUGAAAGCGUUGACAACACUAUUUCGCGGCGAACUUGUCGAUGGCGAGCUCGACCAAGGACUCUCUGGGCCCCGACGAUUUUCUUUCGAGGAGCUCGCUGCAGCGACGGAUAACUUCUCCAAUGACAGGGCGCUCGGGAGAGGAGGCUUUGGGUCUGUGUACCAAGGGUUUAUGAGCGACAUGAACCGCGAAGUGGCUGUCAAGAAGGUGUCAGAGACAUCUCAUCAGGGCUGGAAGGAGUUCCUCUCGGAGGUGCGGAUCAUUAGUCGGCUGAGGCACCGCAACCUCGUGCAGCUCAUCGGCUGGUGCCAUGGCGGCGAUGAGCUCCUCCUUGUCUACGAGCUGAUGCACAAUGGCAGCCUCGACACUCAUUUGUACAGAUCCGACUACGUGCUGACAUGGCCUGUUAGGUACGAGAUAGUGCUCGGCAUAGGUUCCGCACUUCUGUACUUGCAUCAAGACACAGAGCAGCGUGUGGUGCACAGGGACAUCAAGCCAAGCAACAUCAUGCUAGAUGCCUCCUUCACGGCCAAGCUCGGCGACUUCGGGCUCGUGCGGCUCAUCAAUGAUGGCCAGAUAUCGUACAUGACUGACACAGCUGGCACAAUGGGGUACAUCGACCCGGAGAGCAUGCUGGCCGGCACAGCGAGCGUCGAGUCGGAUGUGUACAGCUUCGGGGUCCUCCUCCUCGAGGUCGCAUGUGGUCGGCGGCCAGCUCUAGUCCAGGAAGACGGUGGUGCCGUCCACCUGGUGUCAUGGGUGUGGGACUUGUACGGCGGAGGAUCAAUCCGUGCCGCCGCCGACGAGCGACUUAGGGGGGAGUUUGACGGUGCAGAGAUGGAGGGUGUUAUGGUCGUGGGGCUCUGGUGUGCGCACCCUGACCGUGGCAUGCGGCCAUCCAUCAGGCAAGCGAUGAACGUGCUGCGGUUCGAAGCGCCAUUGCCGAGCCUCCCGGCAAAGAUGCCGGUGGCGACCUAUGGGCCGCCGACUAAUCCUUUGACUUCAGGAACUUUGGUGCUGAGCAGCAGCAUCAGUGGCCGGUGAAGGCGUUCCUACCAGUACACAUGGACCACCAACGAUGGACUUUCUAGUUACGGACUGAUGUGGCAUAUCAUUUUGUGUGUCCGGUCUAAUUGAAAAGCACUGGGCCUACAUCGCAAAUUCGAUGUGUGUUCGCUAGUUAAAUUCUCCAUUUCUCACCCAAAAAUAAAAACUUCUAGUACCACGAGCAGAAAGAGCCAAGUACUGACAUAAAGUGUUGCAGCCAUUGAGCGUCUAUAGAACAAACCCGAUGUAUAUUGCCGGAUCAUUUGUAUUUUGCAAAGAAACUCUUUUUUGCUCACAUAAAGCAAAUGCAUGUGAAAUUUCGCAGUUUCAUCUCUAGCAGCUGCUUAGAACUAUUUCCAGCAUGGUAAAAGCAUGCGGUGUCAUAUGGUUCUUUAUCAUUUCGGAGGAAGCCACUCAGCUCCCUGUAAAAGCAGAGUCACCCAAAGCAGGUCAACCCGAGUUCCCUCCAAGAAGAUCAUUUCACUACCACCGACAGUCGUGUACCGCUGGGAUUGCUGCUCAUCAGCUCAUGGAUUCAAAUAAUUCAACUCUAAUUUGGAAACUUCCUAAUGAGAGUUGGAAUGUUUCCUACUGGAUAUCAGGGGCUUUGUGCCAUAUGAAAUCUUCUGGAUCCGAUUGUGUCAUCAGUAGAUUUUUCCUUCAGUUAAGUUAUAUGUGGGUUUGGCUCCUCUGCUGUUACGUUCAUACUCUACCGGUGUUUAAGGUAUUUAGAUCAGUCAUCCAUUCCAAUCCAAUGGCUCUCAUUCCUUCCCCUCUCUCUCUCUCUCUCUCUCUCUCUCUCUCUCUCUCUCUCUCUCUCUCUCUCUCUCUUUUUUGAGGGACUCAUUCCUUCCUCUUAAUUCUGCUAGUCAGUGGCAGAAAACUCUUUGUGGAAGGGAAAUCCCAUGCGGCUGUAGCCAAAUAGCGCUAUUAUUUUUCCUUGAACCAGAUAAGUGUGGCGUGCUCUCAGUUGUUGUAGGAGAUGGGAUCAUACGGACUUGUAUUUGUAAUUUGUUUUAUUUUGGAAGGUACGUACAAGUAAAUUGAAAUCUUGUUCAUUUCU